AUGCCUCUGAAGUUGAAGGCUGGUUGGAAAAACGAUCUCUUUCCAGAGUCACUCAGCAGCAUUGGCAAUACGAUCCUCUUCAAAGCUUUCGCCUUCUAUGACACCAUCAUUAUUCUAUCCGGGAACUUCGGCGACAAACCAAGGAUUGUGGAUGAUAGCUGGGAGCGAUGCUAUGGACAUCCAAUCCCAGUCCCCUAUAUUUGA
Penicillium canescens is the source of this 204-nucleotide messenger RNA. RefSeq lists its product as uncharacterized. The transcript is spliced from 2 exons. NCBI's taxonomy places the organism in Eukaryota, Fungi, Ascomycota, Eurotiomycetes, Eurotiales, Aspergillaceae. The record is from RefSeq and is a predicted model, not a curated record. The coding region runs from base 1 to 204 and encodes 67 amino acids.